Penaeus vannamei (Pacific white shrimp) is the source of this 3819-nucleotide messenger RNA. Its product is annotated as ERI1 exoribonuclease 2. Gene Ontology annotation, molecular function: 3'-5'-RNA exonuclease activity; nucleic acid binding; zinc ion binding. The record is from RefSeq and is a predicted model, not a curated record. NCBI's taxonomy places the organism in Eukaryota, Metazoa, Arthropoda, Malacostraca, Decapoda, Penaeidae.
UCCGUGGCUGGAUGUAUGCUCCCGAUUGCUCAAUUGGAGUUGUGUCUGCAGUUAUGCCUGGCUUUCUUCUAACAAGAUAAACCACAAUAUGAUGAAUUUCAGUGUAGGCAAGACCCGGGAAAGACCGAGAAGUCCAUAAUGGCGACCAAACGUUUGGCUUUAGAGCUUGGUUUGGUGCAAAAGAGGCAGAUAAAGACUAGUGUCAUUAACAAAAUACCAAAAACAAAACAAGAGUUUGACUACAUUGUUGUUUUGGAUUUCGAGUCGACGUGUUGGGAAAAUGGCCCACGCCUCGGAGGGCAAGAGAUUAUUGAAUUUCCUGCUGUUCUUCUUGAUGUUUAUAAUGGGAAGAUUGUGUCAGAGUUUCAGCAAUAUGUUAUGCCUACAGAACAGCCUGUUUUAUCAGCAUUCUGUACAAAACUUACAGGCAUUACACAGGAGCAGGUUGACAAUGGAAUUCCCCUUGGCGCCUGUCUCUACAUGUUUUCAAAGUGGAUUCGGAAGAUGAGUGAAGAGUACAAAGUAACGUUCAACGCUAAUGUCUCGGGCAAACGUGCUACAUUUGCUACAUGGUCAGACUGGGAUCUGGGUGUAUGUCUACAGUAUGAAUGCCAAAGAAAAAACCUGAGAAAGCCAGAAUUUUUUAAUCAAUGGAUAGAUAUUCGUGCAGUGUAUAAGAAUUUUUAUCAGCGACGUCCCCAGGGUCUUGCUGGGGCCCUUAAGGACUUGGGAAUUGCAUUUGAAGGCAGAGAGCAUUCGGGGAUUUGCGAUACACGUAACACUGCUGCACUUGUUUCACGUAUGGUGCGGGAUGGGUGUGUCUUGACUAUCACCAAGACAUUAGUACCCAAAACUAAGGGAUUCUCCAUGAAAGCAGCAGCACAGAAAAUCUUUAACCAGGUGACAGCUAUAGGGAAGAGGAAGUCCGACGGCAAUCAAGAAAACACUGGAUUAAAAAGAAAACAAAAGACCCAGGACUUACCACCUGUACCGGAAGAAACCGCUAAAGGAAAACAAUUACGAAAUUCUAACGUAGUGUAUCAGGGCCAUUCUUCUUCAGUGCCUACAGAUUGUGGUGUACAAAGUUACAAAGAAAUAAAUUCAGAUGCCAUAAGUUUUGAUCUUGGCUUUCAGGAUAUUAUGAGUGAUGCAGGAAAUGUGUUUGAAAAGAUAGAGCAUUGCGGAAAUAGGUCUCUUGUUAGUGAGAAUAACAAUGAUAAAAAUAAUUCAAAUCAAAAUUCAUUCUCUUCAAGUGAAGUGUUUAAAGUGCCAAAUCUUGCAUUUUGCAAAAUAAAAAGUUUAAUUUCAAAGACAUCUAAGACCUCAGCUAUUGAUAAUUCAAAUACACCGAAACAACCUUCUGGUACAGGUACACCAAAGCUAUUAAAUUACACCAGUAUUGAAACACCAGUGAGCUGCAAUAACAACAGUAGAGGUGGUUUGUCAGAUAUGUCUACUAGUUGCAUUCAGAACAGUGAGUUAAACCGAUCUGAAUUUAAUGUCUCGUUAUCUGAUGUUCAGGGUUUUAAAAAGACUCCUCCCCUUUGCGACUGUGGACGAAGAGCUAAGCUUCUCCUUGUGUCCAAGCCGGGUCCUAACCAAGGAAGACAUUUUUUCUCGUGUCCCAGUGGAAAGUCUAAUCUGAAAAGAUGCUGUACUUUCUUCAAGUGGGAAAAUGAACCAUACGUAAAAGCCUCACCCAGAGGGAACAGUUUCAGGACACCAGUUGCAAAUCUGAACAAUCAUCUUCUGUCUAAAACUUUACCAGUUCACAGAUCUAUGCACAAGCAAAAAACAUUAGGUAUUCGUAGGGCCUAUAGUGAAGUAACUCAUAACAAGAGGUGUUAUGCAGAAAGAGCCAAAUUUGGUGAAGGAACGUCUGCUGACUCUGUGUGUCAUAAUGAAAACUCUGCUAACGCAUCAGUUCAGAUUACUCCAUACAUAGUGAAGACUAAACAGAUGUGUAGCAGUAAUAUCAAAUAAAUAUUGCUGUAAAUUUUAUUCAUAUGUGUAAAAAUCUGGAAAAAAUAUGGGAUAACAUAUAUGCAUGACUGCUUGCAAUUAGAGAUAAAGCAUUAACUGCUGUAUAUGUUUUGAUUUAAUGAGAUGGUCAUAGUUUAAGAAUGACUCAGGUUCUCAUGAGUGAUACUUAAUCAUUUCUUUUAUGAUAUUUAAAUGUUAAUAUGUUCUUUACAGAAAUGAAUUGAAGACAAUUAGACAAUAUGUAGGCUAAGCUGGAUAUUAUUAUUAUUUAGCAAUUUUGCAUAACCUGUUGCAUCAUGGAGAGGAAGAAGUUUGCAACUUAUUAUUUAAAGACGUGAUAGAGAGAAGUGAUAAAAAUGUUAGUAUAUCUGUAAAGUUAUUUUGACUUCACCAAUGGACUGUACAUAUGACAGAUGAUAAUACUUCUUUGUUUUAGUUCAGUGAAACCAAAAGUACAUGUACACGCGCACUAUUCACUAAGAUUUUUCUUCCUUUCUUUUUCUUUUUUCUUUUCUUUUACACACAGAUGACUUCAACUAAAAGAAGUCAAUUGCUAGGUCUACCUGACAUCACCUGUUUACCCCGUUUCUCAAAUUUCUGGGAAAAAAUCUUCAUUUUUACCACUAUUUUGAUUGUAAUUGAUAAUAUAAUAAUGUUAAUAAUGAGGAUAAUAAUAUUAAUAAUAAUAACAACAACAGCAAUAAUUGUAACACUAAUACCCUGUUUCUUAAAUUUUUGGGAACAACAUUUGUAACACUAAUACAAAUAACUAAAAUAAAAGGUAUUAUCAACAAAAUUCAAGAAUUGGGAUAAACAGAUGAGGUCAAGUAGGUCAAGGAAUUGACUUCUUAGCUACCAAGUGUUUGUAGAGCCAUCUGAGUGUAGAAACAAAUAACCAAACAACGGGCUAGUCUGUUAAUAUAUUAAUUUGAUAAUUUUAUGCAUAUUUUGAUAAUAUGAAUUAAAUUUCUUCAAUUUUGUUAUCAGCCAUCCUCAGUAUAGUAAAGCAAAAAACAGGUUAUUUGAUGAAAAUGUAGUUAUCACUAUCAGCCCUAUGUAUCUGAGAUGUAAAGAUACCAUAUAAAUUACACGAGCACAAGCAAACCAUCUGUCUGCCUAUUUUAAUCUAUAUAUAAAACUGAAUUAACAGGUAUAUAUUUGUAUGAUUCCUUUGUCUAUAGUCUAAUAACAAUAAUUCUAGACCCCUAACAAUUCCUUGCUCAUUGUUGUCAUGGGGAGGUUCAGGAGACAGAGAUUAAGACCUAAUGUUGGGGAUCUCCUCUACCUUGGGUCUUUUCUUCUUCCCUUUCUGUUUCCUUCUCUUCUCUAACCACUUCUAUAAUCCACUUUCUAAGAUGUUACAGCUGUGGAUGAAAGGCUGACUUCGUGCCAGUCAUGAACGGCCUAGGGGAGCCAUGGGCAUGGUAUUCUCGUUUAGUUGUCUAGCUCUCACCCCUAAUGGCUUGACUGGAGGUUAGACUAUUAUUCUCUCCAACAUACUUCAGGCUCACUAUGGCCAGUAAUGAAGAAUUAGGGGCAAUGAGACUUGCCCCCUUAUCAACUAAACCCCCCUCCCAAUACCUUGCUCGUUGUUGUCAUGGGAGGACUUAGGAGAUGGAGACUGAGGCUCAGGGAAUCUCCCCUACCUUGGGUUUCAGCCCUCACCUCAAAUAAUUUUGCUUGGCAUUUUCUUCUCCCUUUUCCUCUUCCAUAUCUUGUCCAUCCUCUUUUAUUCCAUUCCUAAGGUAUGGGAGCCAUGCUGGAAGGAUGAAAGGCUGGCUUUGUGUCAGUCAUGAAUGGCCUCUGGGAGCCAUGGGCACAGUAUUCCCUUGGUUA